CACCAUUAUUAGGCUUUUACAUGAAUGACUUUCUCCUAAAUUUCCAAUAUUAUUACCAAUUUGGGGUUUUCUGAUAAUUAAUUUGCAAUGUGACAAACUUUGGCUUAAUCAAAAGGACCAUUUAUUUGUUUUUAGGUCGAUUUUCGUUGUGUUCUAUUUAAUUUUGUUUUUAUUUAUCCUCCGUUUACGUUGUGUUUGUUUUAUUGCAAUUAAGCUUGCUGGCGGAAAUCAAGAAUUUGUUCAAAGAAUGGGAUAGGUUUCGAACGGAGCAUUAGUCUUAUUGAUGGAAACAAGAAGUCGAAUACAAUCAUUAUUGAAAUAAUGAAAAUUUCUAUGCCCACAAGUAUUACCACAGUGGACACACUAAUUGAUUGUCAAAUCUUUUACUCUGAGGUUUGGUGGAAGAAGCAAGCGGGUCUCUUUUUGUUGCUUUAAGUCUUGAAUCAAUUUUUUUUUCCUUCCUUUAGAGCACCAUUAUCAAACCUCUAAUUAUUAGCUGAAACAGAACAAAGUUGGAACUAGUGUAUAAAAAGACUCCAAAACUACCAAGUCAAACCAACCACAUAGAGUGUUUUUUCACCUAGUAGUUCCCUCCAAAGCUGAUCUUCUCUCCUGGCCUUUUCUGCUUUCUUCUUCCCCAAAUGGAUCUCCAAAGCCUCCUCAUAUCCAGAAAUAUGUUUCACAAUGUUCCUAUCAUUGCCUUCUUCUUCUUUACCACCUCAUUGGUUGAAUCUCUAUCCGUGAACUCAAAAUACAGUGCUUGUGGGCCUCAAAACUGCGGUAAUGGACCGAAUAUAAGCUACCCUUUUUGGAUUCCUCAGCAACAAGAAUCAAACUGUGGCUCCCCAGGAUUCAAUGUCACUUGUAAAGGCAAUUAUCCGACCCGCAUAUUUUCUGAUGAUGAUUACAUCAUCAAGGAUAUAUUUUACACUAACAACUCGCUUCUGUUAGUGAAAGCUGAGUUCUAUGAUGGGGAUAAUGAAUGCCCACUCCCUAAGCGCAAUUUUAGCAUAGAAAAGACUCCUUUUAACUAUGGUCCUGCCACCAUGAAUCUCUCCUUCUUCUAUAAUUGCACCGUGCCCUAUGAAAAUGCGACGUAUGCAGUUGAUUGUGGCAGCAACGCUACUCAUCACGCUUUUGCUGUUUUCCAUGCUGAUCUCUUGAGGUACCGGAAUUAUUCAGCAGAGUCAUGCCAAGAUUAUGUUAAUGCACCUGUGGAGACUGAUGAUCUUAGCAGACUGUUGGAUAUAAAUUUCACUGGUAUUUUGAAGAAGGGGUUUGUUUUGCAAUGGGAUGCAGUUGAUUGUAGGAACUGCCGGAGCAGUGGUGGGAGUUGUGAUUCUGACAAUAAGAAAUUCACCUGUAACCAUGAUAAGGGAUUGAAUUUAGGACUGAAGAUUGGCAUAGGUUUUGGUGCAGCGACAAUCAGUGCCCUUUUCAUGUGCCUUCUUUUCUUGAUCUAUCAGCGUCGAAACAAGAAACGUUAUGCUGCUGCCUCAUUUAACUCUCGAGACAUUUCUUUGCAUCCCUCUUCGAUUACUGAUCUUGAAAAGGAUGGUAACUAUUUUGGGGUACACAUUUUCACCUAUAGAGAACUAGAAGAAGCCACUAACAAUUUCGAUUCUAAAAAAGAACUCGGAGAUGGGGGCUUUGGGACAGUUUACCAAGGCAAACUCCGAGAUGGGCGUGCUGUUGCUGUUAAGCGAUUGUACGAGAACAAUUACAAAACUGUAGGGCAGUUCAUGAAUGAGGUUGAGAUCCUCACACGUUUGCGCCAUCAAAAUCUGGUCACCCUCUAUGGCUGCACUUCACGCCACUGUCACGAACUUCUACUUGCAUACGAAUAUAUUC
Messenger RNA from Ilex paraguariensis (yerba mate), 1851 nucleotides. The record is from the annotation of a GenBank genome assembly. Lineage: Eukaryota; Viridiplantae; Streptophyta; Magnoliopsida; Aquifoliales; Aquifoliaceae.